CUGCUUUUCUACACUCUCUUUUCUCUCUAUCAUUCUUUGUACAUCACUCCAUCUGGCAUCUUGUAUCUCGACACAUCUUCAACUCGCAACUCGAUACGUACAACAUGGACGUCGUUACCAGAAUUCCUGAAUUGGCCAAGCAGUUCCGAGAGACCCGUCUCUCGGCUCUCCGACCCGUAAACGAGUUUUUCGAUCACCAAAGGCUCUCUAGGCCUGCCGAUAUGAACGAAGCUACCUCGAGGCUCUCUUAUAACACCCGAUACUUUUCCGGCAACUAUGGUAUCGUGAUCGCCCUGCUUGCGGUUUACGCUCUCUUGACCAACUUGGCACUCCUGAUCGCCCUCAUCUUCCUCAUCGGAGGUUUCGCCGCUAUCAACCGGUUCGCUCCUGAGCCUAUGCAAGUCGGAGACCACGUCAUAACCCAAAAAUCGCUCUACACCGGUCUCUUUGUUAUCGGUAUCCCUCUUCUCUGGAUCGCCGCACCCCUGAGUACCCUCUUCUGGCUCGUCGGUUCCAGCUCGAUCUUGAUCAUGGGACACGCCAGCCUGAUGGAGCCCGGUCUCGAAAGCGAGUAUGGAAACGUCGAGACGGUCUAAGUCGGCUUGCAAGACAGCUUGCCUGCCAUUGCGCCUCGCCAUACCCCAAAUAGAUGUCGUCUUGUCGGUGGUCGAUAAUCAGUGUCCCUACCUUCCUUCACAACGCCAAUGUAGUCUGCUAGGUUAGAAUCAGAGUGAUGCUUAGAGGGGUGUUAUCUAUCGUGCUUCGAACUCCCGUAUCGACAGGAGUUGGGCUUUGAUGAUGCCGCCACGACGAGCGGCC
This is a messenger RNA of Filobasidium floriforme, 819 nucleotides long. RefSeq names its product prenylated rab acceptor PRA1. The transcript is spliced from 9 exons. The coding region runs from base 105 to 596 and encodes 163 amino acids. The record is from RefSeq and is a predicted model, not a curated record. Gene Ontology annotation, cellular component: Golgi apparatus. NCBI's taxonomy places the organism in Eukaryota, Fungi, Basidiomycota, Tremellomycetes, Filobasidiales, Filobasidiaceae.